This is a messenger RNA of Argentina anserina (silverweed cinquefoil), 1142 nucleotides long. Its product is annotated as zinc finger A20 and AN1 domain-containing stress-associated protein 8-like. The coding region runs from base 179 to 757 and encodes 192 amino acids. Lineage: Eukaryota; Viridiplantae; Streptophyta; Magnoliopsida; Rosales; Rosaceae. Gene Ontology annotation, molecular function: DNA binding; zinc ion binding. The record is from RefSeq and is a predicted model, not a curated record. The transcript has 3 exons.
AAAGAGAGGAGCGUCGCGCUGAUUGAAAUACAGAGCAACACGUCUCUCUCUCCUCUCGACGAUCUAAAAUCAGCUGCUGCUAGGAGGAGCCGCUCUUGUCCGAUGCGACUCUGAACUUGGGGGAUCGGUUUCAGAGGUUUAAUUCCAUUAAUUUAUAUUUGCAGGCUGACUUGAAACGAUGGACCACGAGGAGACUGGAUGUCAAGCUGCCCCUGAAGGUCCUAUUUUGUGUGUAAACAAUUGUGGGUUCUUUGGAAGUGCAGCUACUAUGAAUAUGUGUUCCAAGUGCCAUAAGGACCUGAUGAUGAAACAAGAGCAGGCUAAGCUUGCCGCAUCUUCCAUUGGAAGUUUUGUCAAUGGAACAUCAAGCAGCCACGGGAAGGAACCUGUCACUGCUAAUCCAGUGGACUCAAAAACUAUAUUUAUUCCAACCCUUAAGUUUAGGUCGGAAAACGACUCUCCUUCCCCCUUUUCUUUUGGGCCAUCGGAGAGUGCUGUGGCAAAACCUAGCCCAGAGUCAUUUACUUUUGGGUCAGGGCAAAGCAGUGAGCCGAAGCCAGAGGGUCCAAAGCGCUGCACUUCCUGCAACAAGCGGGUGGGUUUAACAGGAUUCAAUUGUCGCUGUGGUGACCUUUUCUGUGCAGUACAUCGUUAUUCAGACAAACAUGACUGUCCCUAUGAUUAUCGUACUGCUGGUCGUGAUGCCAUUGCUAAAGCCAAUCCUGUUGUCAAAGCUGAGAAGCUUGACAAAAUCUAAAGUUGGUCUAGUGGAAAGUUUCGUUCUGAGAAAUGAUGCUUGUUUUCAUCCAGAUGAUGGCUUCAGAGUGCUGCGAUACCUUAUAUUUGCCCUUAUUAAGUUAUACCUAUUGGGAGGCAUGGCGGUUUGGACUUGAAGAACUCUGUAUUUGUUAUGGUUGGGAGAAAUUUAUAUGUUGUUCCAGUGUUGCAAGUUGUAGUCUGUGUUGGUUUGGUGGUCGUGGUUAAGGGGUCAUAAUGUAUGUGUCUGUGUUCUGUUAAUAUGGCAUUUCUCUCUUGUACUACUUUUCGGUUGAAAUUCGGAGAUGUGGACAACAAUGUCUGGUAUUGUAUAUUAUCUGUUUCAUGCAUAUUCCAGAUCCUGAGCUUUCAGUUCGGUUGCCAUU